Nerophis lumbriciformis (worm pipefish) is the source of this 2301-nucleotide messenger RNA. The record is from RefSeq and is a predicted model, not a curated record. Lineage: Eukaryota; Metazoa; Chordata; Actinopteri; Syngnathiformes; Syngnathidae.
AUGGCCCAGGAAAGCCACCAUAUUGACAUUCAGGUUUUGCAUGACCUGCGCCAGAAGUUCCCUGAAGUCCCAGAGGGUGUUGUGUCUCAGUGUGUUCUUCAGAAUAACAACAAUUUAGACGCGUGCUGUGAAUACUUGUCCCAGGUCAGUCCAGGCUACUUGUACACCGAAGAAGGAAACAUCAAUUUUUCUGACGACCCCAAUUUGACCAGGCUCCGUAAUCACAUGACCCAGCUGAACCUGGGCCUGCAGUCUCAGAAUGUGCAUGUGGCCCCAGUGCGAGACAGCUUGAGAAUGAACGGCAGUCGAACUCUGGCCCAUAGCCUGAGCGAAGGGCCCCUGCAGACAGGCCAAGCACCAAACAGUAACUUCUUUCAGCAGGAGCCACAUUCUGCUCCAGCUGAAGGGACCCCCAGUCUCAAUGUGUUCAGUGCAAUGGAGCCUUCGCGCAAACCGCAGCCUCCACAACACCUUGGACUCUACCCAAUGGGUGUCAAAGGAACAACCAUGGGUCUCCAGCAAACACCACGUUUCAACCCUAUUACUGUGACGCUAGCUCCUCAGACUGGCCGGAACACUCCUACUUCUUUACACAUACGUGGAGGGCCACAGUCAGGUCUAGGAAGUCCACAGGGUAACUCUAUUUACAUUAGGCCCUAUGUAAGUCAGUGUGGUACGACUCGACAGAACCAGCAGCAAGGAGGCAGGGCCCAGUAUAGCCCCACCUCUCAGCCUCAGCAGCAAAUCUAUCAGAUCUCUCAUCCCUCGUCCUUGUCCGGGUCUUGGUCCGGGCCUCAGCAAUCCCCUUCGUCACAUACCUCACAGCAUCACUCCCAGGGUCACCAGACAUCUCAUGUCUACAUGCCAAUUAGCUCCCCAACAAAUCCCCAAGCACCCUCCAACUUUCCCUGUGGAAGCCAAGCAUCUUCAUCUGGUGUCUCAUCUUCUUGCUCGUCUUCCUCGUCGUCCUGCUCCUCCUCCGUCUUGCCCACCACGCUCUCUGCUAUCAGCCAGUACAACAUCCAGAACAUCUCCACCGGCCCGCGGAAGAAUCAGAUUGAGAUCAAACUUGAAUCUCCUCAGAGGAGCAACUCCACCACAACAACAGCUGUGCUGCGAACAGGCGGUGGGUCCCGUUCCUCCUCCACCUCGUCCUCCUGCCCUUCCUCCUGCUCCUCCUCCUCAACUGGGGUAUCUACUGUCCCUAGCAACCCUCUAUCCAUUGGAGGCUCAGGUCUGAGCCGCAGCCAGCCCACUGUUUACAUCUCUGCUAGCCCGCCUACAGCUGCUACGACGCCUUCUGAGGAGACUUUAAUUGCCUCUGCCGGAUCUCGUUCACAACCCAAGUUUUACAUUUCAGCAAAUGCCUCCUCUAGUGAUGACGCUGGGGGUAGAAACCCUCCCACAGUCUACAUCUCAGCUAACCCUCCAUUGCAGGGGCCAUCAGGUGCGAGGAACAUUGGGGGCCAGGUGAGUAUGGGCCCUGCUUAUAUCCACCAUCAUCCGCCUAAAUCCCGGGCUUCAGUGGGAGUGGGAAAUCCGGCUUCCUCUCCACGUGUGGUGGUGACUCAACCCAACACAAAAUAUACUUUCAAAAUCACUGUGUCCCCCAACAAGCCCCCAGCAGUGUCCCCUGGGGUUGUGUCUCCUACCUUUGAGCCCAACAAUCUCCUCACUCUACCGGCAGACCAUCACUUUGCCGAACCAGACCCCCUCCAUCUCUCAGAUCCACUUUCAGCACACAAGGAGAGACCAAGCGAGCCUCGCAGACUCAGCAUGGGCUCUGAUGAUGCUGCAUACACGCAAGCAUUGUUGGUCCAUCAGAAGGCACGAAUGGACAGGCUUUGGCAUGAACUGGAGUUAAAGAAGAAGAAGCUGGAGAAGCUAAAAGAGGAAGUCAAUGAGAUGGAGAAUGACCUGACCAGGAGACGACUGGAGCGAUCAAACUCUGCCUCCCAAAUUCCUUCUAUCGAGGAGAUGAAGCAGUUGCGAUGCAAAAACAGAUUACUACAAAUCGACAUUGAAUGCCUCACCAAAGAAAUUGAUUUAUGUCAAAAAAGAGGAUCACACUUCAAUCCCAGCCAUAAUUUCUAUGACAACAUUGGAUUUGUUGGUCCUGUUCCACCAAAACCCAAAAGUACUUUAUCAAUUGUUCCUGUUUUCAUGUCCUCAGCAGACAGCAAGAUCAUGGCAGCGCAGGAGGAAGACGAGGGGAUGCAGUGGAGCUGCAGCGGCUGUACCUUCUUCAAUCACCCGGCCCUCAACCGCUGUGAAGAGUGUGACCUCCCACGGGACUUCUGA